GUAUUUUGUUGUUAUUGACGAUAUAUGGGAUGUGGAUACAUGGCAUGUUAUUAAGCUUGCAUUUCCCGUGACUAGUUCUGGAAGUAUCAUAAUCACCACUACCCGUAUAAAUGAAGUUGCUGAAUCAUGCCGUUCAACACCAUUCAGUGGGGAUAUUUAUUGCAUCAGGCCUCUUAAAAUGGUGCACUCUAGGCACUUAUUUUACACAAGACUAUUCAAUGCCCAAGAAAAUUGUCCCUCAUACCUUAAAACAGUUUCUGAGCAUAUUUUGGAAAAAUGUGCUGGGUUGCCUUUGGCAAUCAUUGCUAUAUCCGGUUUGUUGGCUAAUAUUGAAAGGACAGAAGGUCCAUGGAAACAAGUUGAAGAUUCGAUUGGUAGAGCACUUGAAAGAAAUCCCAGUGUUGAAGGAAUGAUGAAGAUACUAUCACUUAGUUACUUUGAACUGCCCGCAUAUCUGAAAUCUUGUCUCUUAUGUUUGAGUAUAUUCCCUGAAGAUUCUGUUAUUAAGAAGAAAGUUCUGAUAAAUAGGUGGAUUGCUGAAAGAUUAAUUCAUACAGAAUCAGGAUAUAGUACUUCAUAUGAGUUUGGAGAAAGGUGUUUUAAUGAGCUAAUCAAUAGGAGUUUGAUCCAACCCGUGAAGACAGGCAGAUACGAUAGGGUCAAGAGUUGUCGACUUCAUGACACAAUUCUUGAUUUCAUCAUAUCCAGAUCCAUCGAAGAAAACUUUGUUACUUUGGUGGGUGUUCCCAGUUUAUCUGUUGGGACACACAACAAAGUUCGUCGGCUCUCCCUGCAAGCCAGCAAGCAAAAAGAACUAAUAGUGCCAAGAGGCUUGGUGUUGUCUCAUGUCCGAUCACUUGAUGUGUUUGGGGAAUCUGUGAAAAUUCCUUCUAUGGAUAAGUUCAGGCAUUUGCGUUUUCUGGACAUUAGAGGUUGCCAACAGCUGGAGAACCAUCAUCUUGAAAAUAUAGGGAUGUUGUUUCAGCUGAGGUACCUGAGCCUCCUAGGAGUGGAGGAAGUAAGUAAGCUCCCGGAACAAAUCGGACAUCUAUGGUGCUUAGAGAUACUGGAGUUAAGAGGCACCUCUGUUUGUGAGUUACCAACAUCUAUUGCCAAGCUCAAGAGACUGGUGCACCUAUUUGUCAACUGCGACGUUACACUUCCAUGUGGAAUUUCCAAGCUGCAAGCACUGGAGAAACUGAAGCUUGUCAGUGUCUACAGCCAGUCAUUUAACUUCCUGCAAGAAUUUGAGCAGCAGCAGAGUCUGAAGGUAUUGGCCCUUGAUUUUGAGUAUUUCCUUGAUUUUGAGGGUUUUAGUUCUGCUGACCAAGUGAACGCUGAAAAUAAGUCCAAGAAAACUAUUAUUGUUGCUUCCCUUAAAAACCUAGGGAACCUUCUCUCUCUAACUGUUUGUGACGGCCCUGAAUUUGUAAGGGAGUCUUUGUGCCCUAUGCCACUUAGGCUCCAGGAGCUGAAAAUCUUCCGUUCUAAUAUUCUUCAUGUUCCAAAUUGGGUGGGCUCCCUUGUCAACCUCCAGGAGUUACGCCUUGAUCUGGUCAGAGUUGAGCAGAAAGAUUUCUAUAUCCUUGGAGGCUUACCUGUUCUGCGUUGUCUGAUUCUGAGAAUUGAUGGAGCGGAAAUUAGAAAUACCUCAUUAACAGAAGAGCCUGAAGUUAUAAGGGUCAUAGUCUGUGGUGAAGUUGGAUUCCCAUGCUUGAGGAUAUUUAUUUUUGAUAGUCAGUGUGCUGUGAUGAAUUUGACCUUUGCGGCUGGAGCCAUGCCCUUGGUAGAUGACCUCUUGAUAGUAUUUAACGCAGAAGAAACUGGGUCUCCCGGUACCAGCGGUGAUUUUGAUCUCGGAAUAGAAAAUCUUCCCAGCCUCAUUAAAAUCAGAUGUAUAUUAUGGGGUAACAGGAACAAUAGAAGCAGAGCUGAGGCUGCAGAAGCUGCCAUUCGGGAAGCGGCCAACGCACAUCCGAACCGCCCUACUCUAUACUUGGUCUGAUAAUGCGUUGCCGGAAUCGAGCUCAGGGAACAAUUCCAAUUAGGCUGCAACUCCAAAUGUUCAUCAUCUGCAUUUCUUCGAUCGAACAAUUCAUCUCUGCUG
Molecule: messenger RNA, 2107 nt
Organism: Triticum aestivum (bread wheat)
Lineage: Eukaryota; Viridiplantae; Streptophyta; Magnoliopsida; Poales; Poaceae
Product: disease resistance protein RGA5
Biological process (GO): defense response to other organism
Molecular function (GO): ADP binding
Source: RefSeq, a predicted model, not a curated record